GUGUGCCUAUGGACACUGCAUAUAUAAGCCAUUUGGUGGACUGUCUGUGCAGUUCCUCCUGGUUUCACAGCGAGAGCAUCAGGCAGCAUGACCUCACAGCGAUGGAUGCUGGCAUUCUGCUUUUCACUGGCCUCAGUUUUAAGCCCGGGGGAAUCUAUCACAGCAAAAGAAACUCAGAAAUACACUUGCAGGACAUUUGGCAGCGGGGUCGUCCAGCGUUUCAGCGGUUCAAGUUUCUAUGUUCGCUCCAACUGCCCAUUCACCCUAACCCGUUUCACCCACAACCGGGUGGAAUGUGAUAUCACCACACGGCGUGGUGACAACGGGCUGCUGGUCCAAGUUGAGAUCAUAAUCAACAAAGUCAGGACUGUUGUGCAGAAUGGGAGCAUCCUGGUGGAGAAGAAAAGUGUUUCCCUUCCAUACGACCACACCUACCAGCACAUCUUUCACUACGGCAUCUACACUAAACUGAAGAGCUCGCUGCUCCCUCUGUCUGUCGCCUGGCACAAUGUACCGGGAGGAAUAGACUCUUUGUGGGUGGAGCUAGAGCAGGAGCUGAGCACCGACAUGACUGGACUGUGUGGAAACAACGUCCCAGGCAACAAGGAGCAGCUGAUUAAGGAGAGCGUACUUCCUGAGGACACAUGUCAAACCCGAGAUCUUAAGUCACCUCUGAAUCCAGUAUGCCGGGAAUUUGUUUCCACGGACUUGGAAUGUCUACUACCCAGGGCUUCCCAAUAUUUCCAACUCUGUGAAGAGAACAUUUACGGCUAUGAAAUGAGCAAAUACAUCGGCUGUGCUUUCUUCAAUGAAGUUGUCCAACAGUGUGGAAACAACAGCGAAAUCUGGAAGAGAUGGAGAAGUGUAACCAAAUGUGCGGAACCAAGUUGUUCAGGAGACCUGGUUUAUGUGGAACAGGGCGCGGCCUUUGUUCCCAGCUGCUCAAAUCCAAACCCUAGAUUCUCAAACCAAGAACUCACCAGCUCCUGUGUCUGCCCAGAGGGCAAGGUGCUUAAUGAUCACGCAGAUGGCUUCCAUUGUGUGAGUGUGUCCAGCUGCCCCUGUGUCUUUGCUGGUAGGAGAUACUCACCCGGAGACGUGCGCACAUCCAAGUGUCAGUCAUGUAUGUGCGACAGUGGGAAAUGGAAAUGCUCUGAAAAAAACUGCCCUACCAGAUGUCUCAUUGAAGGGCAGUUUGUGAGAACAUUUGAUGGCAAACAAUAUGCCCUCCCCGGUAAAUGUACAUAUGUGGCUUCAAAGGGUCUCAACUGGACGAUAAAAAUCAAGUUUUCUGAUAAGGCACCCUUUCUGGAAACAGUCACUCUUCUGCUUUCUCAGGACAUGUAUAUGUUUUCAGACAACAUGGUUAAAUUCGGAGAGGAGGAGAUCACUGAACUUCAUCAGUCUGAUCACGCUCUGGUUUUCUGGCAGUCCUCCAUGUAUGUCCAGGUCCACACAUCGUUUGGUAUGAAGAUCCAAGUCCAGGUGUCUCCUGAAAUCCAACUGUACAUCACCCCACCCAGAAACCACACCGAGGUGAUCUCAGGUCUUUGUGGAAACGACAACAGUGACACCACAGACGACUUCACCACCAGCAGCAGGAUCAUCGAGAACUCGGCUCAACCUUUUGCUCAGUCCUGGAGUGUGGGUGACUGUCGGGUGAACAUACACAGUACUUGCAUCAACAAAGACAAUGAAAUAUUUGCCGAUGAGAAGUGCUCUGUGUUGACAAACCCAACUGGAGUAUUUGCUCCAUGUCAUGGUUAUAUCCCAAUUGAUCACUACCACACGGCUUGCAUCCAAAGAACAUGCAACUGUGGUAGAAGUCUUCCGCAGUGCUUGUGUGUUGCCCUGGGCAGCUAUGCCAAAGCCUGUGCCAAUAUGGGUGUUUUAGUUGGUGACUGGAGGAGAGCCACCAACUGCACUUUGAAAUGUCAGAAGAACCAAGUAUUCUCCUACAACAUGCAAGCCUGCAACCACACAUGCCGUUCCCUGUCUGGCCAUGACCCUCGCUGUGGGCUGGAAGACGCUCCUGUGGAGGGCUGUGGCUGUCCAGAGGGAACUCACCUGAACCAAGGAGACACCUGUUCCACAAAGGCAGAGUGCGAUUGUCACCACUACCGCGGUACAACGCCCCCAGGCCCUGUUGUUAUCGACAGUCGACAGUGUGUCUGUGAGAAUGGAGAACUGAAAUGUUCUCAGGAUUGUGGGUGCAGAAAUGGGAAGGUUUGUGUUCAUUGCUCCAAGAAUGUUGUUAACACAGCUCCGAAAACCUGUGACAGUCUCAGCAAACCAAUGGGUCCCUGUGAGAGUGGCUGUUACUGCCCAAUCGACCAGUACGAAGAUCACCGUGGAAACUGUGUUUCUCUGCACAACUGCACCUGUAUGUACAGUGGCAAAGUAUUCAGUGCAGGACAGCAUGUCAAAACCAACUGUAAAACAUGUGUCUGUGGUCAGGGUCAGUGGGACUGCAAAGACGAGCCGUGUCCUGGGAAAUGUCAAGUUUACGGAAACGGACACUACCAGACCUUUGACUCCAAAUGGUACCGCUUUGAUGGACAUUGUCAGUACACACUUGUAGAGGAUGGCUGUGGAACUAGAAACGGCACCUUCUCUGUCAGAGUGGAGGGUGUCCCCUGCUGUGAUGAGGCGCUUACCUGCUCUCGCUCUAUCGUCCUCAACCUGCAGGGCGAGGUCACCCUGACACUGAGUGACAUGAAGGUGACCAGACGCCAUCAUGAAGGCUGGACUCUGAAGGACCAUUCCCUUUACUCCACACACACUGUGGGACUCUACAUCAUAAUCUCAGUGCCAAGCAGAGGGAUAACUCUCAUUUGGGACAAACACACCCGGAUCACCAUAGAGCUGCAUGAAAAAUGGAGGAACAGAGUGUGCGGCCUCUGUGGGAAUUUUGACUUCAACGAGAUGAAUGACCUACAGAUAAGUGGCUCAGCAGUGGUGUCCGGUCCCCUGGCAUUUGGCAACAGCUGGAAAGCCGCCACACCCCCUUGCUCUGAUGUGACCAAAGAGAUAUUUCCAUGUGAACGCAACUCUUACUGCUUAGCCUGGGCCCAGCGGCGCUGUAUGAUCAUUAAAGGAGACACAUUCAAAGAUUGCCACUUAAAAGUGGAGCCAGAUCCCUACUACCAAGCCUGUGUGCAGGAGUCCUGCUCCUGUGAGUUUGAAGGGAAGUUUCUGGGCUUCUGCACAGCUGUGGCAGCCUACGCAGAGGCCUGCAGCGACCAGAAUGUGUGUGUAAAAUGGAGGACACCUGAUUUGUGCCCGGUCUACUGUGACUUCUACAACGAGCAAGGCCAGUGUAGCUGGCACUAUGAAGCCUGUGGUGAGAUGCUAACCUGCGGCAAAGACAACUACAUCAAUCACAAGUUGGAAGGUUGCUACCCCAGAUGUUCAAGACAAGUGCCAUACUAUGAUGAAAAUACUGGUGAAUGCACAGAAUUAAGGAACUGCACCUGUUAUUUUAAUGACACUGUCAUUCAGCCUGGGGCAACUGUCAUGAUACAGUCUAUAGAGUGCCGCUGUAAAAAUGGAGCAAUAAACUGUCGUAAGUCUACUACCACUACACCUACCACCACUACACCUCACACCACUACAACUACCACCACUAAACCUACCACCACUACACCUACCACCACUACACCUUACACCAUUAAACCUACCACCACUACACCUACCACCACUAUACGUCAUACCACUACACCUACCACCACUACCACUACACCUACCACCACUUCACCUUACACAACUCCACCUCAACCCAUCACUAAUCCUACUCCUAGCAACCCACCAACCUCUCCACAAGUAGGGUGUAAGUGUAAAGACUUGAAGAGGAAAAAACACUGGACUUGCGGUGAGACGUGGACCGAGGACUGCUUUCAUAAAAACUGUACAGAUGGGAAGAUAGAGUUGACUCCGGUGGUUUGCCCAAUGCCCAAUCCAAUUCCAAACUGCCCCAGAGGCCAGGUCACAAGAGUCUCAGAUGGAUGCUGUGACACAUGGAAGUGUGACUGUCGCUGUGAGCUAUCUGGAGAUCCACACUACACCUCUUUCCAAGGUGUAUACUUUGAUUUCCUGGACGAUUGCACUUACAUCCUGGUGGAGGAGCAGACCCCACGUCAUAAUCUGACCAUUGCUGUGGACAACUUCUACUGUGUGCAGGGCCUCCAAGGCUCCUGUGCUAAAGGCAUCAUCCUGAAAUAUCAGAACAACAUAGCUACACUCAGUAUCCUUCCCAAUAUGGUUAAGGCCACUCUGAACAAGGUAACCAUUGAGCCGCCAUAUGAGGAGCAUGGGUUGAGGUUUGAGACCACGGGGUACAUAGUGUCAAUCUACAUCCCAGAGGUCCGCUCUUAUGUCUCCCUCAGUCCGCAUUAUAACCUGGGGGUCAGUCUGGCUAUGGAGCACUUCAUCAACAACACCCAGGGACAAUGUGGUGUAUGUGGUGGUGGAUCGUGUAUCCGUAAAGGAGGGAAGAUCGAGAAAGACAGCUGCUGUGAUAAGACGGCCUAUGACUGGGUGUACGCUGACCCGCUGAAGCCAGCCUGUGCUUCUGCACCAAGGGACAGACCUUGUGACUAUGUACCCCCUAUCCCAUCCCCUCCAACCCCCUGCCCUGCGACCAGACUAUGCGAUCUGCUAGACCACCCAGUCUUUUCAAAUUGCAGAAGGUAUGUGAAUCUGAACUCUACAAAGAAGAACUGUGAGUUUGAUUCAUGCAGAAAUGGUCCUUGCUCUUCACUAGAACAAGCUGCUGAUGAAUGCAAGAAGGCUGGUUUCUGUAUUGACUGGAGAGUACUGACUAAUGGAGGCUGUGAUGUGACAUGUCCAAAAGGAUUGGCUUACAGAGAAUGUCAUAACAAGCUGGAUGACUUCUGCGAUGGAGGGAGACAAUAUCCAGGAGCCUCCCUCGAGAAAAACAAGGCUGGUUGUUUUUGUCCCAGCGGCCUCUUCAGGGCAGGAAAUCACUCUGACAUCUGUGUGUCUGACUGUGCCUAUUGUAAAGGACCACUCGGUGAGCCCAAACUGCCUGGUGAGGUAUGGCAGUCCGGCUGUAAUAUGUGUACAUGCAACAACCAGACUCGCACAGAAAAGUGUUUUCCAAAACCUCCUGUGCCACUUGUCACCUGUCGCCCCAAUGCUGUGCUGGUAAACACCUCUUGCUGUGGUGAUCAGAUUUGUGUUGAGAAGACGUGCAGUUAUCAAGGAAAAACAUACAAGGUUGGAGACAGAUGGACGGAUGCCGCCCAUCCCUGCAUGUCAUAUAACUGCAGCAUAGCGGGUAUUCAGACUGAGACUAGAGUCUGUCCCACAGUAGAGUGUCAGGAGGAGGACAGAAUUUGGGAUGAUCAACACUGCUGCUUUACAUGUAACCAGAGGUGUGCUCCAAAGGUGACCAAUAUCAGUGUUACCGUAGACAAGUGUACCACCGUCAUGCAGAUACCUGUGUGUCAGGGCCAAUGUGUGUCUCAGCCCAGUGUCGUGUUACACGGUGAGCUGCAGGUGGAGCAGAAGUGCGGAUGCUGUCAGGAGUUGAGCUCAGAGAAGAGACCAGUAACUCUGCAGUGCUUUGACCGCACAAUCAGACCUUUCACCUACAAGCACAUCACCAGCUCCUUUGGUGGAGCCUAUAUCAAGAGCUCCAUCACCCAGAUUGAGAGGCGCUUUAAUGUCCCCAGCUCCCUCAUAGGGGUUAUAGAUGGCAGCUUCGAAAUGGAACUAACAAAAAAAACUGGACUCUACUUCCUCUCUAACAUGCCCUGGAGAGGCGUCUACCGCACAGUUGUCAAGAGACAGAAGAAGUUAACACUGAGGAAUCAGGCUGAAGAAAAUGGACUAGAGGGUAACACGGUGGAAAAUGGACACGCCAACAUCAGCACUGGCAAAAACAAAGAAGACGGUGACCUGCAGGUGGAGCAGAAGGGCAGAUGCUGUCAGGAGUUGAGUUCAGACAGGAGAGCAGUGACUCUGCAGUGCUUUGACCUCAAGAUCAGACACCACACCUACAAGCACAUCACCAGCUGGGAGUGCCGAGCCUGCAGCAUACUGCACUGA
Molecule: messenger RNA, 6072 nt
Organism: Perca flavescens (yellow perch)
Lineage: Eukaryota; Metazoa; Chordata; Actinopteri; Perciformes; Percidae
Product: mucin-19
Exons: 47
Coding region: 88-6072 (1994 amino acids)
Cellular component (GO): extracellular matrix
Molecular function (GO): protein binding
Source: RefSeq, a predicted model, not a curated record